UUGAUUUUAAGUCCAAUCCAGCCACGCUAUAAAUAUACCACCUAAAUAUUUGCUCCAAUCCAAACCAAACACGCCGGCCAUUCUCAGCGACCACCGCGACCCGCUACUCUCUCUCUUCUGCCAUCUCAUCAAUCCUCUCUCUGACGUUCAUUGAUAUUGGCGGCGAUGGGAGCGGCCACAAUACUUCCAGAUCUCGGCACCAAUAUCCUGAUCCCGGCCUGCGCCGUUGUCGGCAUCGUCUUUGCCAUCGUUCAAUGGGUCAUCGUCUCCAAGGUCAAGCUCACCCCGGAGAAGCCCGGCCACGGACCCGCCGACGGGAAGAACGGAUUCGCAGACUCUCUCAUUGAGGAGGAAGAGGGCAUCAAUGACCACGGCGUUGUUCAGAAGUGCGCUGAAAUUCAGCUCGCCAUCUCCGAAGGUGCAACCUCUUUCCUCUUCACUGAAUACCAGUAUGUUGGUGUUUUUAUGGUUGCUUUUGCAAUUUUGAUCUUCCUUUUCCUCGGCUCUGUUGAGGGUUUCAGCACAAAAGACCAAACAUGUACCUAUUCCACCUCCACAAAGUGCAAGCCUGCACUCGCCACUGCCAUCUUCAGCACCAUCUCCUUCUUGCUUGGAGCCGUUACUUCUGUCGUUUCUGGCUUUCUCGGGAUGAAAAUAGCAACUUAUGCAAAUGCCAGAACCACCCUUGAGGCUAGGAAGGGCGUUGGGAAGGCAUUCAUUACUGCUUUUAGGUCUGGUGCGGUUAUGGGCUUUCUUCUUGCUGCUAAUGGGCUUUUGGUCUUGUACAUUACCAUCAAUCUCUUCAAGUUGUACUAUGGUGAUGACUGGGAAGGCUUGUUCGAGUCCAUCACUGGUUAUGGUCUUGGGGGAUCUUCUAUGGCCCUUUUUGGCAGAGUGGCUGGGGGUAUCUAUACAAAAGCUGCAGAUGUCGGAGCUGAUCUUGUUGGCAAGGUUGAGAGAAACAUCCCAGAGGAUGAUCCCAGAAAUCCUGCGGUGAUUGCUGACAACGUUGGCGACAAUGUUGGAGAUAUUGCUGGCAUGGGAUCAGACUUGUUUGGCUCAUAUGCAGAGUCAUCUUGUGCUGCCCUUGUUGUUGCUUCAAUAUCUUCAUUUGGGACUAACCACGAGUUUACACCUAUGCUAUAUCCUCUUCUUGUCAGUUCCGUGGGCAUUCUAGUUUGUUUGCUCACCACCCUUUUUGCUACUGAUUUCUUUGAAGUCAAGGCUGUAAAGGAAAUUGAGCCAGCACUGAAGAAGCAACUCAUUAUCUCUACUGUCCUGAUGACCUUUGGCAUUGCUCUCGUUACCUGGAUUGCACUUCCAUAUUCCUUCACCAUUUUCAACUUUGGAGUCCAGAAAGAAGUACAUAGCUGGCAAUUAUUCUUAUGUGUUGGUGUUGGUUUGUGGGCUGGCCUUAUCAUUGGAUUCGUGACAGAGUACUACACUAGUAAUGCUUACAGCCCUGUGCAAGAUGUUGCUGAUUCCUGCCGCACUGGAGCUGCCACAAAUAUUAUAUUUGGCCUUGCUUUGGGUUACAAAUCUGUUAUCAUUCCGAUAUUUGCAAUAGCAGUCAGCAUCUUUGUCAGCUUCAGCUUUGCUGCCAUGUAUGGAAUUGCUGUCGCCGCCCUUGGAAUGCUUAGCACCAUUGCAACUGGUUUGGCUAUUGAUGCAUAUGGUCCCAUCAGUGACAAUGCUGGAGGCAUUGCAGAGAUGGCUGGUAUGAGCCAUAGAAUACGUGAGAGAACUGAUGCCCUGGAUGCAGCUGGAAACACUACCGCUGCUAUUGGGAAGGGAUUUGCAAUUGGGUCUGCCGCACUCGUGUCUCUUGCCUUGUUUGGUGCAUUUGUGAGCCGCGCUGCAAUUUCAACCGUAGAUGUUCUAACACCUAAAGUCUUCAUUGGUUUGCUUGUGGGUGCAAUGCUUCCUUACUGGUUCUCUGCCAUGACGAUGAAAAGUGUGGGUAAGGCUGCCCUUAAGAUGGUUGAGGAAGUGCGCAGGCAAUUCAAUACCAUCCCAGGUCUCAUGGAAGGCACUGCUAAGCCUGAUUAUGCCACAUGUGUCAAGAUCUCUACAGAUGCCUCUAUCAAGGAGAUGAUUCCACCUGGUGCUCUUGUCAUGCUUACUCCACUGAUAGUUGGGAUCUUCUUUGGUGUAGAAACCUUGUCUGGAGUCCUUGCUGGAUCCCUUGUCUCUGGUGUACAGAUUGCUAUCUCUGCAUCAAACACUGGUGGUGCCUGGGACAAUGCUAAGAAGUAUAUCGAGGCCGGUGCUUCAGAACAUGCGAGAACCCUUGGCCCCAAGGGGUCUGAUCCGCACAAAGCUGCUGUGAUUGGUGACACCGUUGGUGACCCUCUCAAAGACACAUCGGGGCCAUCAUUGAACAUUCUUAUCAAGCUUAUGGCUGUGGAGUCUCUUGUUUUCGCACCCUUCUUUGCUGCACAUGGUGGUCUUCUCUUCAAGAUCUUCUGAGAACCUUGGGUUGUAUUCCUGCCAAAGUGUAUUCUGUUCUUUUUGCCUACAACUUCUACCUUUAAUGUGAUUUCUUUUUUGCGCAUGGUUAGAUUCUUGGAGAGAAAUGUUCACCUAUGAUGGCGAAAAUUCAUAAAUCUAUCUAGAGAGUACAUUUGUUUUGCUCUUCUCUUCAGUGUUGGCCCGUCGGCCCGUCUCAAUUUACCUGUGGUUUUGGUUAAGAUUUUUUGUCAGAUUCAGAUAUGCUCAAAACAUUACAGAAUCCCAUUUCUUAAAAUGCUAAAGCCUAGUUGGUUUCAUG
Messenger RNA from Cuscuta europaea, 2770 nucleotides. The record is from the annotation of a GenBank genome assembly. Lineage: Eukaryota; Viridiplantae; Streptophyta; Magnoliopsida; Solanales; Convolvulaceae.